This is a messenger RNA of Mugil cephalus (flathead mullet), 2460 nucleotides long. Its product is annotated as nuclear factor 7, brain. Bases 265 to 1674 code for a protein of 469 amino acids. Gene Ontology annotation, biological process: protein ubiquitination. The record is from RefSeq and is a predicted model, not a curated record. The transcript is spliced from 6 exons. Gene Ontology annotation, molecular function: ubiquitin-protein transferase activity; zinc ion binding; protein binding. NCBI's taxonomy places the organism in Eukaryota, Metazoa, Chordata, Actinopteri, Mugiliformes, Mugilidae.
UUUCCUGCUUCCUAUUCUACAAACGACAUUUUUUUCCCACACUGCUGCAUGAUUUGAGUUACUCCCACAGCAGACUUACACAGGAAAACCAAGAGCAUAAACUACUUCAGGCCAUGAACAACAGAUAAGCAGUUAGUGCUCUCUGCGCCUUUCAGUAGACUAAGUUAUGUUGCUGUUUUUGACAGAGGAUUCAUUGAGGAGUUCAACUAGAAGACUGCUUUUUUGAAUUGUGGAUUAAAUUUUUCUCUCAACAGGCUAAUAAUAAUGUCAGUCUCAGAGGACGACCUCACAUGCCCAGUGUGCUGUGACAUCUUUGUGGACCCCGUUCUGCUGUCAUGCAGCCACAGUUUCUGCAGGAGCUGCCUGAAGAAAUGUCGGGACACUGGGUCACGAGAGUGUCCGGUUUGCCGGAAAAAAGCCUUGAAGUCCAAUCCUCCAUCCAAUUUGGCUCUGAAAAAUGUCUGCGAGGCUCUUCUGCAGGUCAAGAGGCUCAGUUCAGUGGAGGACGAACGGCUGAACUGUAAUCUCCAUGGAGAAAAGUUUAAACUCUUCUGCCUGGUUGACAAACAAACCAUUUGUGUGGUGUGCCAGUCUUCCAAACUUCACAAGACCCACGACUGUUCCCCUUUAGAAGAGGCAGUGUUGGACUGUAAGGAUGAACUCGCUUUAUGUCUGAAGACGCUGCAAGAUAAACUGGAAAGCCUCAAAAGAAUUCAAAGGACCUCCGAUGACAUGCUGACGUACAUCAAGAGUCAGACACUGGAAACACAGAACAAGAUUAAAAGCCAGUUUGAGCAGCUCCGCCAAGUCCUCCUCAAGGAGGAGUCGGUCAGAUUGGCAGCCGUGAAGAGAGAAGAAGAAGAGAAGAUUGCAGGAAUGAAAGACAAAAUAAGAGAAAUUUCUGCAGAGGUUCUGUCCAUCACGGAGACCAUCGCACUCAUAGAGGAGGAGCUGAAAGGAGAUGAUAUAGUUCUAUUGAAGAAUUUUAAAGCCACUCAAGAGAGAGGUAACAGCGUAGAGCUCGGUUCAGACAACAUGUCUGGGUUACUGAUCGACGUGACAAAACACCUAUGGAACCUCAAGCACAGAGUCUGGGAGAAAAUGCUGGACCAUGCUGACUACACUCCUGUAACAUUAGAUCCAAACACAGCACACCCUUGCCUCAUCCUGUCUGACGACCUUACUUCCCUCCACUACUCAAAGCAACCCAGUUGUUGCCCUGACAACCCAGAGCGCUUCCACAUGAGCGCUGAAGUAGUAGGGAUGAGUGCGCUUGGUUCAGGAAGUCACUGCUGGACUGUGGAAACAGGAAGCAAUCAUGACUGGCUGCUGGGUGUGGCCUCUUCGUCUGUACCAAGGAACACUGUGGUCUCUGCCAGGCCGGAGAACGGCUUCUGGACCCUGUGUUUCCGGGAUGGAGAUUUCAGGGCAAUGACCUCGCCACCCACCACACUGAGCCUUUCAAAAAAACCCAAACAGGUUAAAGUGCAACUGGAUUACAACAGGGGGACAGUGUCUUUUUUUGACCCAACUGACAACACGCUCAUAUAUGCAUUUUCAGACACAUUCACAGAAACUUUAUUUCCAUAUUUCUAUACGCAGAGCAGUCAUCCACUGAGAAUCAUGCCAGACAGGCUGAUGGUUACUGUUUUGCGACAAUCAAAGGAUGAGUGAUUUAUUGUUCAUUUGUUGAGAAAAGGUCAUGUUGGACCUGUGUUCUCAAAAAGGAACACAAAGACAUUUAGCUACCUCAGAAACAUAUUAUCAUGUAGUCAUCCAUGUCGUCCAUGGUUUGAUAUUUUAGGAAUCAUGCUCGUUCUUUUGUAUAUUUUUUUUAUUAUUAUUUUGAUUCUUAUAAUUUCAUGUGGAUAUUAUAAACAUGAAGCUGGUCUGGAAACUGGUGAUGUAAAAAUGUUAAUGGAUUAUUUUACAAGGCAAAUAAACUGGGACUAGUAACCUCCUGGAAUAUCUAGAUCUUUGACAAUUUUCCCAUCACAUAAUCUCAUAAAAAGUUAAGUUGUAUUUUUUCUUUCCAAAAUAGCUUUUCUUUAGAUUAAACAGAAGAAUGCAUAUGUUUGUACGACAAUAACAGAGUGUACGUGGUGAUGGGAGGCACUUUUUUUUUUUUCUUUACACAGAGACAUUCUAAUUGUUGCUUCCUGGCGAUUAUGCUAAGCUAAGCUAACUGACCACUAUGCCAGCAGUAUGGUCUUUCUUUUAAAACAUUGUUUGCGUGCUAGUACUCAGGGUCCAGGCAUACAUACACUGAGAGAGUGAAGGUUAUAUCUAUUUUGUACACAUGAUGGCGCCAAACAUUAUACUCAUUUUAGAAUUUGAACUCGUCUGAAAAUGAUUUCUUGUGUGUGGUAGACCCUUCAUUUUCCUAUAUUUAACAUCACACACACACACACACACACACACACACACACACACACACACACACACACACACACACACACU